CACUACGUCUAUUGUUUGUGGUAAGGACAUUUGACACAUACCUAUUUGACAAUUGACAUUACUACGAUUGAUUGAUCAAAGUAUUGUUUAACUUUACUGAAUCUGCGUAAUUUGCAAGGAAUUUUCCGCAUCUAAACGAAUAUCUCGCCUUCUUACAACUCGCUACCAAACCUUCCGUGGAGGCUACGCCCUGUUUUGCAUUUCAAAGUUUUAAUUUUCCGUUCAACAUAGGCCUAUCAGACACCGCCGUUAUGGAUAUGAUGGUAUCAACGUUGCAACAGCAGCGGGCUGUAACAGAACAAUUGAGACGAGAAGCUGCAAUAAAGCGCAUUCCCGUCUCUGUCGUGGUAUCUGACAUCGUCAAAUACAUUAAUGAGCACGAACAAGAGGAUUGCCUCCUUGUUGGCUUUUCCAGUCAAAAAGUUAACCCUUUCCGUGAGAAAAGUUCCUGCACUGUACUUUAAAAUGAUCUUUUACUUAUAAAGGAAUUUAUUAUAAUGGUCAAACUUUACUGUUAAGUGUAACACUUCAUAUUCCUAUGUAUUUAUCUUCUGUAGGGCUGUAUUAAUAAUAAUAUGUUUGGUUUUGUAUGCAAAUUGGUUACUUAUUAUUUAACUUGUACUGUCAAAAGGUAAAUAAAUAUAACUGUUUAAUUUC
Helicoverpa zea (corn earworm) is the source of this 657-nucleotide messenger RNA. RefSeq names its product guanine nucleotide-binding protein subunit gamma-1 (gene Ggamma1). The transcript is spliced from 2 exons. Gene Ontology annotation, cellular component: heterotrimeric G-protein complex. Bases 252 to 464 code for a protein of 70 amino acids. Gene Ontology annotation, molecular function: G-protein beta-subunit binding. NCBI's taxonomy places the organism in Eukaryota, Metazoa, Arthropoda, Insecta, Lepidoptera, Noctuidae. Gene Ontology annotation, biological process: G protein-coupled receptor signaling pathway. The record is from RefSeq and is a predicted model, not a curated record.